Grammomys surdaster is the source of this 6367-nucleotide messenger RNA. RefSeq names its product slit guidance ligand 2 (gene Slit2). Lineage: Eukaryota; Metazoa; Chordata; Mammalia; Rodentia; Muridae. The coding region runs from base 526 to 5103 and encodes 1525 amino acids. The transcript is spliced from 37 exons. Gene Ontology annotation, biological process: negative regulation of cell growth; negative chemotaxis; retinal ganglion cell axon guidance. Gene Ontology annotation, molecular function: calcium ion binding; Roundabout binding; heparin binding. The record is from RefSeq and is a predicted model, not a curated record.
CCUACCAGGCCUUUGCCCCUUCUAGCUUCCGGGGAGCCCACUUUGAUCAGGGCCACCAUUACUGUUAAAGUCCCCACCUCAGCCUUGUACUCUUCCCACUGGAAUCGGAUUUGCUAGAGGGUACGUGGGAUCAGAAGUCCUCCCUUGUCCUCAAGCCACCAGCCUUUGCAUCUUCGCGGACACUGCAAGUAGGAGCUCUUUUACCGCCAAGUUGAAGUCGCUCUCUGUCCUCACAGCUGCUUCGGGGGUCUGCUUCCAGCCUGAGUCGGGCCUAUUGAUAUUCAGGACCUGAAGUUGCCCACGUAUCUUCUGCUCUGUUGGAAAGGCUUGGAGAGCAGGGGAGAGACGUGUGCUUCAGUCAGCUCUCCUGCCCCAUAUCACUGUUCCAUAUUACUGUGUGAGCAUCUCCCCGGGUGCUGUGGGCUGCAAGCCUAGAGCCAGGCACUGGGCCUCCAACACUGCCCAGUUUUCACGCAACCGAAAGCUCAAGAGAAGUCCCUCAAAGCAAGACGUCUGUUGGGGAAAAUGAGUGGCAUUGGCUGGCAGACACUGUCCCUAUCGCUGGGGUUAGUGUUGUCGAUCUUGAACAAGGUGGCGCCGCAGGCGUGCCCGGCCCAGUGCUCCUGUUCUGGCAGCACAGUGGACUGUCAUGGACUGGCACUGCGCAGUGUGCCCAGGAAUAUCCCCCGCAACACCGAGAGACUGGAUUUGAAUGGAAAUAACAUCACGCGGAUCACGAAGACAGAUUUUGCUGGUCUCAGGCACCUCAGAGUUCUUCAGCUCAUGGAGAACAAGAUCAGCACCAUCGAGAGGGGAGCAUUCCAGGAUCUUAAGGAGCUGGAAAGACUGCGUUUAAACAGAAAUAACCUUCAGUUGCUUCCUGAGCUGCUGUUUCUUGGGACUGCGAAGCUCUACCGGCUCGAUCUCAGUGAAAAUCAAAUUCAAGCAAUUCCAAGGAAGGCUUUCCGUGGGGCAGUUGACAUUAAAAAUCUGCAACUGGAUUACAACCAGAUCAGCUGCAUUGAAGAUGGGGCGUUCAGAGCUCUGCGAGAUCUGGAAGUGCUCACUCUGAACAAUAACAAUAUUACUAGACUUUCAGUGGCAAGUUUCAACCAUAUGCCUAAACUUAGGACAUUUCGACUCCACUCCAACAACCUGUACUGCGACUGCCACCUGGCCUGGCUCUCGGACUGGCUUCGCCAAAGGCCACGGGUGGGCUUAUACACUCAGUGUAUGGGCCCAUCCCACCUAAGGGGCCAUAAUGUAGCAGAGGUUCAAAAACGAGAAUUUGUCUGCAGUGAUGAGGAAGAAGGUCACCAGUCAUUCAUGGCUCCCUCCUGUAGUGUGCUGCACUGCCCUACUGCUUGUACCUGUAGCAACAACAUUGUAGACUGCCGAGGGAAAGGUCUCACUGAGAUCCCCACAAAUCUGCCUGAGACCAUCACAGAAAUACGUUUGGAACAGAAUUCCAUCAGGGUCAUCCCUCCAGGAGCCUUCUCACCAUACAAAAAGCUUAGACGACUAGACCUGAGCAAUAACCAGAUCUCUGAACUUGCUCCAGAUGCCUUCCAAGGACUGCGUUCUCUGAAUUCCCUUGUCCUAUAUGGAAAUAAAAUCACAGAACUCCCAAAAAGUUUAUUUGAAGGACUAUUUUCCUUACAGCUACUAUUAUUGAAUGCCAACAAGAUAAACUGCCUUCGUGUAGAUGCUUUCCAGGACCUGCACAACUUGAACCUUCUCUCCUUAUAUGACAAUAAGCUUCAGACUGUUGCCAAGGGCACCUUCUCAACUCUCAGAGCCAUCCAAACUAUGCAUUUGGCCCAGAAUCCUUUCAUUUGUGACUGCCAUCUCAAGUGGCUAGCGGAUUAUCUCCACACCAACCCAAUUGAGACCAGCGGUGCCCGUUGCACCAGCCCCCGCCGCCUGGCGAACAAAAGAAUUGGACAGAUCAAAAGCAAGAAAUUCCGUUGUUCAGGUACAGAAGAUUAUCGAUCAAAAUUAAGUGGGGACUGCUUUGCAGACUUGGCUUGUCCUGAAAAGUGUCGCUGUGAAGGGACCACAGUAGACUGCUCCAAUCAAAAACUCAACAAAAUCCCAGAACAUAUUCCCCAGUACACAGCAGAGCUACGUCUCAAUAAUAAUGAAUUCACAGUGUUAGAAGCCACAGGAAUAUUUAAGAAACUUCCUCAAUUACGUAAAAUCAACUUUAGCAACAAUAAGAUCACUGAUAUCGAGGAGGGAGCAUUCGAGGGUGCGUCUGGUGUGAAUGAAAUUCUUUUCACCAGUAACCGUUUGGAAAAUGUUCAGCAUAAGAUGUUCAAAGGAUUGGAGAGCCUCAAAACAUUGAUGCUGAGAAGUAAUCGAAUAAGCUGUGUUGGGAAUGACAGUUUCAUAGGACUCGGCUCUGUGCGUCUGCUUUCUUUAUAUGACAAUCAAAUUACUACCGUUGCUCCAGGAGCAUUUGAUACUCUCCAUUCGUUAUCUACACUAAACCUCUUGGCCAAUCCUUUCAACUGUAACUGUCACCUGGCAUGGCUGGGAGAAUGGCUCAGAAGGAAAAGAAUUGUGACAGGAAAUCCUCGAUGCCAAAAACCCUACUUCCUGAAGGAAAUCCCAAUUCAGGAUGUAGCCAUUCAGGACUUCACCUGUGACGAUGGAAAUGAUGACAAUAGUUGUUCUCCACUCUCCCGUUGUCCUUCGGAAUGUACCUGCUUGGAUACCGUGGUACGAUGUAGCAACAAGGGCUUGAAGAUCUUGCCUAAAGGUAUUCCCAAAGAUGUCACCGAGCUGUAUCUGGAUGGGAACCAGUUUACACUAGUCCCGAAGGAACUCUCUAACUACAAACAUUUAACACUUAUAGACUUAAGUAACAACCGAAUAAGCACCCUUUCCAAUCAAAGCUUCAGCAAUAUGACCCAGCUUCUCACCUUAAUUCUCAGUUACAACCGUCUGAGGUGUAUCCCUCCACGGACCUUUGAUGGAUUGAAAUCUCUUCGGUUACUGUCUCUACAUGGAAAUGACAUUUCUGUCGUGCCAGAAGGUGCCUUCAGUGACCUUUCAGCCUUGUCACACUUAGCGAUUGGAGCCAACCCUCUUUACUGUGAUUGUAACAUGCAGUGGUUAUCCGACUGGGUGAAGUCGGAAUAUAAGGAACCUGGAAUUGCCCGCUGUGCUGGUCCUGGAGAAAUGGCAGAUAAAUUGUUACUCACAACUCCCUCCAAAAAAUUUACAUGUCAAGGUCCUGUGGAAGUUACUAUUCAAGCCAAGUGUAAUCCCUGUUUAUCAAAUCCAUGUAAAAAUGAUGGCACCUGUAACAAUGACCCAGUUGACUUUUAUCGAUGUACCUGUCCAUAUGGUUUCAAGGGCCAGGACUGUGAUGUCCCCAUUCAUGCCUGUAUCAGUAAUCCAUGUAAACAUGGAGGAACUUGCCACUUAAAAGAAGGAGAGAGUGAUGGAUUCUGGUGUACUUGUGCUGAUGGGUUUGAAGGAGAAAACUGUGAAGUCAAUAUUGACGAUUGUGAAGAUAAUGAUUGUGAAAAUAAUUCUACGUGCGUUGAUGGAAUUAACAACUACACAUGUCUUUGCCCACCGGAAUAUACAGGCGAACUGUGUGAGGAAAAGCUGGACUUCUGUGCACAAGAUCUGAAUCCCUGCCAGCAUGACUCCAAGUGCAUCCUGACUCCAAAGGGAUUCAAGUGUGACUGCACUCCGGGGUACAUUGGUGAGCAUUGUGACAUUGACUUUGAUGACUGCCAAGAUAACAAGUGUAAAAAUGGUGCUCACUGCACAGAUGCAGUGAACGGAUACACAUGCGUCUGUCCUGAUGGCUACAGCGGCUUGUUCUGUGAGUUUUCUCCACCCAUGGUUCUCCCUCGCACCAGCCCCUGUGAUAAUUUUGAUUGUCAGAAUGGAGCCCAAUGUAUCAUCAGGAUAAAUGAACCAAUAUGCCAGUGUUUACCUGGCUACCUGGGAGAAAAGUGUGAGAAACUUGUCAGUGUGAAUUUUGUCAACAAAGAGUCCUAUCUUCAGAUUCCUUCAGCCAAGGUUCGGCCUCAGACCAACAUCACACUUCAGAUUGCCACAGAUGAAGACAGCGGCAUCCUCUUGUAUAAGGGUGACAAAGACCACAUUGCCGUGGAACUCUAUCGAGGGCGAGUUCGAGCUAGCUAUGACACCGGCUCUCACCCGGCUUCUGCCAUUUACAGUGUGGAGACGAUCAACGAUGGAAACUUCCACAUUGUGGAACUACUGACCCUGGACACAAGUCUUUCCCUCUCUGUGGAUGGAGGAAGCCCUAAAAUCAUCACCAAUUUGUCAAAACAAUCUACUCUGAAUUUUGACUCUCCACUUUAUGUAGGAGGCAUGCCUGGGAAAAAUAACGUGGCAUCACUGCGCCAGGCCCCUGGGCAAAAUGGCACCAGCUUCCACGGCUGUAUCCGGAACCUUUACAUUAAUAGUGAGCUGCAGGACUUCCGGAAAGUGCCUAUGCAAACCGGAAUUCUGCCCGGCUGUGAGCCAUGCCACAAGAAAGUAUGUGCCCACGGCACAUGCCAGCCCAGCAGCCAAUCAGGCUUCACUUGUGAAUGUGAGGAAGGGUGGAUGGGACCCCUCUGUGACCAGAGAACCAAUGAUCCCUGCCUCGGAAACAAAUGUGUACAUGGGACCUGCUUGCCCAUCAAUGCCUUCUCCUACAGCUGUAAGUGCCUGGAGGGCCAUGGGGGCGUCCUCUGUGAUGAAGAAGAAGAUCUGUUUAGCCCCUGCCAGAUGAUCAAGUGCAAGCAUGGGAAGUGCAGGCUCUCUGGACUCGGGCAGCCCUAUUGUGAGUGCAGCAGUGGAUUCACAGGGGACAGCUGUGAUAGAGAAAUUUCUUGUCGAGGAGAACGGAUAAGAGAUUAUUACCAAAAGCAGCAGGGUUAUGCUGCCUGUCAAACAACUAAGAAAGUAUCUCGCUUGGAAUGCAGAGGCGGGUGUACUGGGGGGCAGUGCUGUGGACCUCUGAGAAGCAAGAGGCGGAAAUACUCUUUCGAAUGCACAGAUGGAUCCUCAUUUGUGGAUGAGGUUGAGAAGGUGGUGAAGUGCGGCUGCGCAAGAUGUGCCUCCUAAGCGCGUCUCUAGAAGCUUCUAUCUUCGGCGAAGGUUGUACACUUCUUGACCAUGUUGGACUAAUUCAUGCUUCAUAAUGGAAAUAUUUGAAAUAUAUUGUAAAAUACAGAACAGACUUAUUUUUAUUAUGAUAGUAAAGACUUGUCUGCAUUUGGAAAAAUAAUAAUAAAAGACAUGCUCUACUAAAGCUCCCCCUACACUGGAGAAGUGUGAAGAAAAGCCACACUUGGAGGCAUUAGUGCAGCGGUGGGGACCAUUGCAACACGGAGCCAUCUUUGGAACAUGCUAAAACUAGCAGAAGCACAUAUACAAGAGCGUGCUAUGGGACUGUAUGCUCAUAUGGUCUUGCCCAGAGCGUCAAACCCAUGACUCCCUUCCCAUCAGUUCCCAAGGACACAUCGAGCACAAGUGUGUGAAUGAGACUGUGAGGUAGAUGAAUGGAAAUCCAGAAUCUGUAGAUAGAUCCAAGGGAUGAGAUAUAUUUUGUGCAAGAUCUAAAGUGUCCUGACAUCUGGGUUUCAUUCGGAGAGAGAUGAGUGUGGAGUGCUGCGAUGUAUUUUAUUGUCUUUGGCAAAUGAUAGCACAUAAGCAGAAAAACAGCACAUGAAAGUGUUUAGCUACCAGUUUCCAGUAUUAAAUUUUUGUAAUAUAAAUGACAAAAGAGAUGAUAAAGAACCAAUAGAUUAUUGAUAAAUAAAAAAUUAGUAAUAUGAAUUUUUGUUUCUAUGAGUUCUAAAUAGCCCUAUACAGUAUUCAUUUUCAAUGAGGAAUAUUUAUUGUAUUAAAGUACAUUUUACUUAACGAUUUAGAUCAUCAUUUUGGACUGUUUCUCGAUGCUUUAAUAUAUAUUAAUUUAUAAUUAUCCUGAUAUUUUUGUACAUUUUCAAACUUAAAAAAAAAUCAGGAUUUUUUUUGGCAAUAGUACUAACAUAGGAUGUUAUUUUGUUAUCUCUGGAUAAGUAUGUGUUGUUCUGUUAGCUGACUUGACAUCGGACCACUGAUGUCACUGAACUGUGGCCUCCUUCAGGACACUUGCAGACGGCUUGCAAAGUCUCAGAGUAGAAACAGCAAGUCCAUCCAUCUGCUACAUGUCCUCACAGGAAGAAGGAACUCAUCUGUAGCAAUGGCCAGUAAGAAGUAAAUGUUUUGCAAAUUAAUUAAUAAACAUUUCCCUGACAUGCUUUGGGGGAGGGUGGGAGAAGAAAGACUGUUAUGUCAAAAAUUGUAAUUUCUCUCCAAACAAUAAAACUCCUUUAUUACCUUA